Molecule: messenger RNA, 1036 nt
Organism: Ctenocephalides felis (cat flea)
Lineage: Eukaryota; Metazoa; Arthropoda; Insecta; Siphonaptera; Pulicidae
Exons: 6
Coding region: 54-977 (307 amino acids)
Source: RefSeq, a predicted model, not a curated record
GUACAAGUUUUUUUGAAAAAAGUGCCAAAAAAUAAAACAAUUUAAAACCAAAAAUGGUCUCGACGAAAUUGUGUUUGCAAUUUUUGAUUGUUGCAUUUGUCGGAUAUACGACAAGUGCCCAACAAUACACAUGUCUAACCGAUGGCGAAAAAGAAACCACAACAUGCAAACUCAUCAACGAAUGUUACGUAAUUUACAACACAAAGUCAGGAACCACCAACUACGGUUGCCUAAUCAAGAUGACGAAUUCCCAAAGAAACUACUGUGCCAAAAAUCCACACAUGUGCAUAACUUGCACUGGAAAUAAUUGCAAUACCAAAGAUUUGAUGAAAAUGUGCAUCACUUGCACCUCCAAGGAGGACGAGAGAUGCACCACCGAUCCUCAGCAAUUGGCUAAAACUUCUGUCAGGCCUUGCAAUGGUGAUUGCAUUACACAUGUCCUUCCAGAUGGUACAAAUACAAGGGGUUGUAUGAAACCAACUGAUGACUGUGAUGAUAUGAAAUGCCAGGAGUGCAAAGGUAACCUUUGUAAUGUCGAUGUUUUCCCAAGAAAUCGCAGGGUUUGCAACGCUAAAGAUGAUGCCAAGGAAGUUUGUCUCAAGCCACAAGAUACUUGUUUGAGUAUUUUAAAUGCACAAGGUGAUGCCAUAAAAUUAGGGUGCACCAGCAACCUGUUCAAGAACCAGAAUCUGAAAAAAAUGUGCGAGAAAAAACCAGAACGUUGCCCAACUUGUGACAAAAACGAAUGCAAUGGUGAUGCCAAAAAACACGAAUGUGUUUCUUGUGAUGAAAAUGAUGAAAAUUGCCUUGACGACCCUGAAAAAGUCGAGACGAAGACCAAAUGCAUGGGCAAAUGCUACUUAGAUAUUGACGGAGAUAAAGUGAAGAGAGGCUGCACCGACACCUACAAAUGCGAUAAGGAAACUUGUCUGGAAUGCGAGGAAGAGAUUUGCACGAGCGAAAUGUGCUAUGCGUAAAUUGUUUAAAUAAUUUUUGCAAUUUUUAAGUGAGUUUUAAAUAAAAUUUAUCAAUUAAA